AUGUGUCUCAACACAUAUAUUGAACAUAUCAAAGCUGAAAAGUACCGCCAGUUCGGCUUCUCCCUCCAACUCCUUAAUCCAAUCCACUGGUUUCAGUUUGCCGAUGAUGCUGCGGUUAUUACUGGUCAGGAGUCGGAAAAUCAACAUCUCCUUAAUCGAUUCUCUAUCUGGUGCCAAUGGUCCAACAUGGUUGUUAGAGUUGAUAAAUGUAGCACAUUUGGCAUCAAAAAAGUUUUAUCAAAAUUUGCCCAGUACCUGCCGAAGCUUUUGAUCAAUAAGGAUCUCAUACCAACGAUUAAGACUGGAGAAUCAUUUGAGUAUUUGGGACGACACUUCGACUUUAGCAUGACUAAUGAAAAACAUAAAUCUAAACUGAUCUCCCUCAUUGAUGAACUAAUGUCCGAAAUAGAUCUUAAACCUCUUCGCCCAAAAAACAAAAUCUUACUUUACAGUCGUUAUGUUUUGUCGAAACUAUCCUGGCAUUUUACUGUUGCUACGAUAUCUAAAACUUGGGUAGUCGAAAAUAUCGAUUCUCCGGUAAACAAGUACGUCCGAAAAUGGCUGGAAGUACCUAUAUCUGGAACAUUAAGUAACAUCUUUCUAACCCGUAAUAAGUUUGGUCUAAAUAUCAUCCCUGCAUCCGUCAAGUUCAUUCAGUGUCAAACAGUUCUACGCAAUGCCCUAAAAACAUCUCCAAACGAUUCAAUUAACGAACUGUGGAAGUCAACUAAUAAUCAUACUAACAUUCAAUACGAUAGCUACAACUCAACUAAAGAAGUUUUAAAAACUUUCCAUUCUCAACAAGAAAAUAAACUUAGGAACCGUUUGAAAUGUCAAGGUUCCUUUUUCGAAAAUGUUUCUAAAUUCUCCCUAUCACAACUUAACGCAAUCUGGUCGGUAUCGCAAUCAAAGCUACCAAAGAACAUUUUCAACUUUACAAUUCGCUAUAUGAAUAAUACCCUUCCUACCCCAAAGAACCUCAGUAGAUGGGGAAUUUCAUCAAGUUCUGACUGCUCGUUCUGCUUACACCCUGAAUCACUUCUGCACGUUGUUGCCGGUUGUCAACAUUACUUGGAACGAUUUACUUGGAGACACGAUUGCAUACUAAAGUUUCUUGCAAAAACCUUUCAAAGUUUAAACGAAUGCAAAUUACUUGUUGAUCUUCCUGGAUUUGAAAGCCCCUCGAUUAGUACUGGUGAUGAAUAUCGUCCUGAUUUGCUUGUCUCCACUUCAGACAAACACCUCUACGUUGUUGAACUUACCGUAGGCUUUGAAUCAAACCUCACAAACAAUGUUAACCGCAAGAAAGCUAUAUAA
Paramuricea clavata is the source of this 1317-nucleotide messenger RNA. Lineage: Eukaryota; Metazoa; Cnidaria; Anthozoa; Malacalcyonacea; Plexauridae. The record is from the annotation of a GenBank genome assembly.